Molecule: messenger RNA, 3711 nt
Organism: Coregonus sp. 'balchen'
Lineage: Eukaryota; Metazoa; Chordata; Actinopteri; Salmoniformes; Salmonidae
Source: the annotation of a GenBank genome assembly
CUGCUGAGGGACAUCACCCCGAAGCGUCGCACCAGGCGCCAGCUGAGCCAAGCGGACGGCAAGAAGCCCUACAUCACGGCCUGCUUCAAGCAGCUCCCCACCACCUUCACCCUGGGCACAGAGCACCGCCACAGCAGCUGUGAGAGCAAACCUCUGGAGCCCGGGCAGGAAUACGUCUUCUUCCUGCUGGCCGAGCUCAACACCACCGCCGGGGUGAGUACCAGUGAUGAUAGGCACACGCACAUAUGUGUGUACUCAUACACGUGCACAUGCACACUCAGACACACCCCUGCACACUCAGACAUACACCAGAUCCAUAUACUGUACAGUAAGGAGAUAACUCUGGUCAUCAUACCAGAUGUGUGAGUAAGUUUAUGAAAGGUAUGUUUAUAUGUUAUGCAUAGGUAAACUACUUCUAAGUUGAAUUGCAUUGAGCUCUUGUCUGUAAUUGAUAUCUCUCUAUUUGUUAGUAUUUCUCAGUUCAGUUGUAUUGACCCUUCUGUCUAUCUCUCUCUCUGUCUAGAAAAUGUUUGCGGCCAGCCCAUACACGGACUCAGUGGUGACCCCAGAGCUGGAGGUGGAUCCUCUGCCCAUGGAGACGGGUGGGGACGGCCUCAUCUGGGUGGUGGGGCCCGUCCUGGCCGUGGUCUUCAUCAUCUGCAUCGUCAUCGCCAUCCUCCUCUACAAGAAGUGAGUUACGUUGUAGGGGAUUCUGGGGGAUGUAGGCUAAAAGGGAUUGUCUGUUCUGUAUGUUGGGGGAGGGGGAGGUUAUUUUUAGGUGGGGGGGGGGGGUUGACUUUCUUUAAAACUGUUACAAAUGUUACUGUAUGAGAAAUGUGAAUGAAAGGAAGGUUGGUAAGGAGGACACAAAAAGGGACUGGAGGAAAGGAGACUUGGAGGAAAGGAGACUUGGAGUAAAGGAGACGAGGAGGAAAGGAGACUUGGAGGAAAGGAGACUUGGAGUAAAGGAGCCGAGGAGGAAAGGAGACUUGGAGGAAAGGAGACUUGGAGGAAAGGAGACUUGGAGGAGUUAGUGAAAGAGCUAAAACCAGGGAAAUAUCCAUGAUGACAUCUUUACAUAAAGGGGAGAUAUCUAAAGCCUUGUUUUAACUUUAAAAUAAAUUACAUCUAAAGUAUUUCCAUGUGUUUUGGGGCUGGAGCAAACAAACAGUUAAAGUGUAUCUGCUUCUGUUUUAACAGAGAGAGAGAGCCCCAGUAGUGUACAAUAACUAUGUGCUGGGUGACUGAAGUCAUGUAGAAUAAGUAGGCCAACGUGUAGAGUAGAAGAAACAGGGCCUAGCUGACCUCAACUUAUAGCUCUUAGUGGUUAGGGAGAGUAACAUCCCUCCCUGGAUCUCUCACUCUCUCCUCUCUCUCUCCUUCUUUCCCACUCUCUCCUCUCUCUCUCUCUCUCCUGCUUUCCCACUCUCUCCUCUCUCUCUCCUGCUUUCCCACUCUCUCCUCUCUCUCUCUCUCCUGCUUUCCCACUCUCUCCUCUCUCUCUCUCUCCUGCUUUCCCACUCUCUCCUCUCUGUCUCUCCUGAUUUCCCACUCUCUCCUCUCUCUCCUCCUGCUUUCCCACUCUCUCUCCUCUCUCUCUCCUCCUGCUUUUCCCACACUCUCCUCUCUCUCUCUCCUGCUUUCCCACCUCUCCUCUCUCUCUCUCUCUCUCUCUCCUGCUUUCCCACUCUCUCCUCUCUCUCUCUCUCCUGCUUUCCCACUCUCUCUCUCUCUCCUCUUCCACUCUCUCUCUCCUCUCUCUCCUCUUUCCCCGCCUCUCUCUCUCUCUCCCUGCUUUCCCCACUCUCUCCUCUCUCUCUCUCUCCUGCUUUCCCACUCUCCUCUCUCCUCUCUCUCUCUCUCUCUCUCUCUCCUGCUUUCCCACUCUCUCCUCUCAUUUUACAUUUACAUUUACAUUUUAGUCAUUUAGCAGACGCUCUUAUCCAGAGCGACUUACAGUUAGUGAAUACAUUGUUUAUUUUUUAUUUUUUUUAUACUGGCCCCCCCAUGGGAAUCGAACCCACAACCCUGGCGUUGCAAACGCAUGCUCUAUCAACUGAGCUACAUCCCUGCCGGCCAUUCCCUCCCCUGCCCUGGACGACGCUGGGGCCAAUUGUGCGCCGCCCAUGAGUCUCCCGGUCCGCGGGCCGGCGGCGACAGAGCCUGGAUUCGAACCAGGAAUCUCUAGUGGCACAGUUAGCACUGCGAUGCCGUGCCUUAGACCACUGCGCCACUCUCUCUCUCUCUCUCCUGCUUUCCCACUCUCUCCUCUCUCUCUCUCUCCUGCUUUCCCACUCUCUCCUCUCUCUCUCUCCUGCUUUCCCACUCUCUCCUCUCUCUCUCUCUCCUGCUUUCCCACUCUCUCCUCUCUCUCUUCUCUCCUCCUGCUUUUCCCACUCUCCUUCCUCUCUCUCUCUCUCCUGCUUUCCCACUCUCUUCCUCUCUCUCUCUCUCCUGCCUUCCCCUCCCACUCUCUCCUCUCUCUCUCUCCUGCUUUCCCACUCUCCCUCUCUCUCUCCUGCUUUCCCACUCCUCUCCUCUCUCUCUCCUGCUUUCCCACUCUUCUCCUGCUUUCCCACUCUCUCCUCUCCUCUCUCUCCUGCUUUCCCACUCUUUCCUCUCUCUCUCUCCUGCUUUCCCACUCUCUCCCUCUCUCUCUCCUGCUUUCCCCAUCCACUCCUCUCUCUCUCUCCUGCUUUCCCACUCUCUCCUCUCUCCUCUCUCUCUCCUCUCUCUCUCUCUCUCUCCUCUUUCUCUCUCAUCUCUCUCUCUCUCCGCUUUCCCACCCACUCUCCUCUCUCCUCUCCCUCUUCAUCCUGCUUUUCCCACUCUCUCCUCUCCCUCUCUCUCCUGUCUUUCCACUCCUCCUCUCUCUCUCCUCUCUCUCCUCAUCUCCAUCCUCUCUCUCACUGCAUAUUCCCACUCUCUCCUCUCUCUCUCUCUCUCAUCUCCUUCUGUCCUUCCCACCUCUCCCUCCUCUCUCUCUCUCCUGCUUUCCCACUCUCUCCUCUCUCUGGUGGCUAAUGUUUCUAUCUGCCCUUCACCCUGACAUCCCCCCCCCCAGCUCACCAAGACACACACACACAGUCAUAAUCACAGACACACUCACACACACGGACCGACCAGCUCCUCCAAAUGCUGAUGAACUUUAUCUAGCUAGCUCUGCGAGGCGGCAGCCCCUGUGAAUUUUUAAAUGCUUUGAUUUCUCUCUUCUCCCCCCUCUCUCUCCUUGUGUUGUGUUUCCCCCUCUUUAUAUAUUGAUCUGAAACUCCUUUGCUUUCUCUGGAAGCAGCAAACCUGACAGGUAAGGCUUAGCCGUACUUUAUUGGUGUGUGUGAUUUUUCAGUGAGAAAAUAACCUGUCUCAGCAUAAAAUAUAUUUUUUAUUAGUCGGGGGUGAAACAAUGGGAGGGGAAAGAAGCUGGCUCGCUAGAUACUGUAUGCCUCUCGACUGUUUUGUUUCACGGAUUUAAGAAAAAACUUUACGCGCCAAAGUUAUUGUAGCAGUACUGAGCACUUGUUGUUUGUGUAUGGACUGUGGAGGGCAGCUGUUUUGUCUUGACGUUGCACGUCUUUGCUCUCCUUCCCCCUCCAAAGCCGCAAACGAAAGGAUUCAGAGCCCAGAACAAAAUGUCUGCUGAACAACGCAGAGAUCACCCCCCACCACCCCACAGACCCAGUGGAGAUGAGACGCAUCAACUUCCAGACCCCA